Necator americanus (New World hookworm) is the source of this 1065-nucleotide messenger RNA. RefSeq lists its product as uncharacterized. The transcript has 9 exons. Gene Ontology annotation, cellular component: membrane. Gene Ontology annotation, molecular function: carbohydrate transmembrane transporter activity. Bases 1 to 1065 code for a protein of 354 amino acids. Gene Ontology annotation, biological process: carbohydrate transmembrane transport. NCBI's taxonomy places the organism in Eukaryota, Metazoa, Nematoda, Chromadorea, Rhabditida, Ancylostomatidae. The record is from RefSeq and is a predicted model, not a curated record.
AUGAGUGUGGAGAUAGGUCUCAGUGCAUGCGUGGUUGCAGCGCUUUUCUUCGGGACCGUGUUCGUACCUAUUACAAAAUACGAUGCCGCAGACGGGAUGUUUGCACAGUGGGUCAUGUCAGUGGCGAUUCUUGUUGUCGGCUUUCUCGUCUUCUGUCUUGAGGGAUUUCCAGGUUUCUACCCACUGGCGAUGCUCGGUGGAAUGUUUUGGGCUAUCGGCAACGCAUCAGCAGUUCCAAUCAUUUCCAGACUGGGAAUGGCCCUUGGUGUCCUUAUCUGGAGCAUAACUGCAUGCUUGACGGGUUGGGCAGGGGGAAGGUUCGGUCUUUUUGGAAUGAGGCCAAAUCCUCCAGCAAGUGACAUUCUAAAUUAUGGUGGUUUAGUUUUCGUAAUUAUUGGAGGUGUGCUCUUUUCAAGAAUAAAUAGUGAUACAAAUAGCAUAGUUUCUGAAAAGGCUGCCAUAGAUUUAAAAAGAGCGAAAAACGAAGAGGCACAAGAAAAAAAGCAAGUAACUAAUGAGGACACAAAAACACCAGUAAAAGAAGAUAGUUCCGAAAACCCGGUGAUUAUGCAGGAAAGAAAACAACGUUUAAUUGGUUUCGUUACGGCAUUGAUAGCCGGAGUAUUUUACGGAAUGAUGCUUGUUCCUGUGAUUUAUAUGGUGGAAAAUCCAGAAACAUUCACUGGUUACCCACAGGAUUUCUUGCCUUAUAUGUUUUCGCAAAAUGUUGGAAUAUUCCUCACUGCUACGGCCAUGUUCAUUGGUUACGCCCUCAUCAAACGAAACCGCCCAGUUAUACCUCCAUUCAUAUUUCUACCGUCCUUUUUGGCUGGUUUGCUGUGGGGAAUCGCUCAAGCGUUCGUCUUCAUUGCCAAUCAGCACCUCUCUCAAGCGGUUUCUUUUCCAAUAAUAAUAAUGCUUCCUGGUUGUGUUGCGUCGACGUGGAGCGUAGUGUACUUCCAUGAGAUUAAGGGUCGAAGAAACCUCACAAUCCUUGCUGUUGCUAUGCUUGUUACCUUGACAGGAGCUGUGCUGGUCGGACUUUCCAAAGCAGUACACCUCUGA